Messenger RNA from Myotis myotis, 1312 nucleotides. It is a transcript of the gene ARG2, whose product is annotated as arginase 2. The transcript is spliced from 9 exons. The record is from RefSeq and is a predicted model, not a curated record. Gene Ontology annotation, molecular function: arginase activity; manganese ion binding. Lineage: Eukaryota; Metazoa; Chordata; Mammalia; Chiroptera; Vespertilionidae. Gene Ontology annotation, cellular component: cytoplasm; mitochondrion. The coding region runs from base 227 to 1228 and encodes 333 amino acids.
CAACGUUCCGCGCUGCCCAUCAUGUCCCUAAGCUGCAGCCUCUCGCGUCUCCGGACGCAAGUGCAUUUCGUUCUGAAAAAGUCUGUCCACUCGGUGGCUGUGAUCGGAGCCCCGUUCUCACGGGGACAGUGACCCACGAUCAACUGUGGUCCGAAAAUGUCAAAUUGAAAUUCUAGAAAUAAGCAAUUCACAAGUUUUCAAUUGCACCCUAUUGCGAGCAGCUGUGAUGAAUCUCAAGCAGUCCUGCUCUGUCCUGUCCAGGAUCCUUUGUCGGAAAAGAAAAGGAGUGGAACAUGGUCCUGCUGCUAUCAGAGAAGCUGGCUUGAUGAAAAGGCUCUCCAAUUUGGGCUGCCACCUGAAGGACUUUGGAGAUUUGAGUUUCACUCCAGUCCCUAAAGAUGAUCUGUACAACAACCUGAUAGCAAAUCCUCGCUCGGUGGGCCUCGCCAACCAGGAACUGGCUGAGGUAGUUAGUAGAGCAGUAUCAGGUGGCUACAGCUGUGUCACAGUGGGAGGAGACCACAGCUUGGCAAUUGGUACCAUCAGUGGCCACGCCCGGCACUGCCCAGACCUUUGUGUGAUCUGGGUUGAUGCCCACGCUGACAUCAAUACACCCCUCACCACUUCAUCUGGAUGUCUCCAUGGACAGCCGGUUUCAUUUCUCCUCCGAGAACUACAGGACAAGGUGCCACAGGUCCCAGGAUUUUCCUGGAUCAAACCUUGUAUCUCUUCCCCAAGUAUUGUGUAUAUUGGUCUAAGAGAUGUGGACCCUCCUGAACAUUUUAUUUUAAAGAAUUAUGAUAUCCAGUAUUUUUCCAUGAGAGACAUAGAUAGACUAGGUAUCCAGAAGGUCAUGGAACAGACAUUCGAUCUGCUGAUUGGCAAAAGACAAAGGCCAAUCCAUCUGAGCUUUGAUAUUGAUGCAUUUGACCCUACACUGGCUCCAGCCACAGGAACUCCUGUUGUAGGGGGACUGACCUAUCGGGAAGGCAUGUAUAUUACUGAGGAAAUACACAACACAGGGUUGCUGUCGGCACUGGAUCUUGUUGAAGUUAAUCCUCAGCUGGCUGCUUCAGACGAAGAAGCCAAGGCUACCGCUGGCCUGGCAGUGGAUGUGAUUGCGUCAAGUUUUGGUCAGACAAGGGAAGGAGGGCACAAUGUCUAUGACCAACUUCCUACUCCCAGUUCACCACAUGAAUCAGAAAGUGAAGAACGUGUGAGAAUUUAGGAAAUACUGUAUGCUGACACGUUCGUCACAAUGGGCAUUCCAGAGUUGUGAGGUGUUUAAGGUGGCAGAUACUACAUGGUCAUC